UGCGUGCGAGCGGGCGGGCGGGCGAGCGAGCGGCGAGCAGCGAGCGGGGACCGAGCGCCGACUCGCGGGGGCGAGCCCGAGGCACCUUCCCGGACGGUCGGGAGCAGGAGGCGCACGCCGCGGACCCGAGGCGGAGGCUGACCGGGCCGGCCAUGUCGGUGGUGGGACUGGACGUGGGCUCGCAGAGCUGCUACAUCGCGGUGGCGCGGGCCGGGGGCAUCGAGACCAUCGCCAACGAGUUCAGCGACCGCUGCACCCCGUCAGUCAUAUCGUUUGGACCAAAAAACAGAACAAUCGGAGUUGCAGCCAAAAAUCAGCAAAUCACUCAUGCAAACAAUACAGUGUCUAGCUUUAAGAGAUUCCAUGGCAGAGCAUUCAGUGACCCCUUCAUUCAGAAGGAGAAGGCCAGCCUGAGCUAUGAUUUGGUCCCGAUGAAGAACGGUGGCGUUGGGAUAAAGGUCAUGUACAUGGAUGAAGAGCAUCUCUUUAGCGUGGAGCAGAUAACAGCCAUGCUGCUGACUAAGUUAAAGGAGACUGCAGAAAACAACCUCAAGAAGCCAGUAACAGAUUGUGUCAUCUCAGUCCCCUCCUUCUUCACAGACGCUGAGAGGAGGUCUGUCCUGGAUGCUGCACAGAUCGUGGGCUUGAACUGCUUACGACUCAUGAAUGAUAUGACAGCUGUGGCUUUGAAUUACGGAAUUUAUAAGCAGGACCUCCCAAACGCAGAUGAGAAGCCUCGGGUAGUGGUGUUUGUGGACAUGGGGCACUCCUCUUUCCAAGUGUCUGCCUGUGCUUUUAACAAAGGGAAACUCAAGGUUCUAGGCACAGCCUUUGACCCCUUCCUAGGAGGAAAGAACUUUGAUGAGAAGCUGGUGGAGCAUUUUUGUGCUGAGUUUAAAACCAAGUACAAGUUAGAUGCAAAAUCCAAAAUCCGAGCACUCCUUCGUCUCCAUCAGGAGUGUGAAAAGUUGAAAAAGCUCAUGAGCUCCAACAGCACAGACCUGCCACUGAACAUCGAGUGCUUCAUGAACGACAAAGAUGUCUCGGGAAAGAUGAACAGGUCACAGUUUGAAGAACUGUGUGCUGAACUCCUGCAAAAAAUAGAAGGGCCCCUUCAUUCCUUGAUGGAGCAGACUCACCUCAAGGCCGAGGAUGUGAGUGCCAUUGAGAUAGUUGGAGGGGCCACAAGAAUCCCAGCUGUGAAGGAAAGAAUUGCCAGAUUCUUUGGAAAAGACGUCAGCACCACACUCAAUGCCGACGAAGCGGUGGCCAGAGGCUGUGCCCUGCAGUGUGCCAUUCUCUCUCCGGCAUUUAAAGUCAGAGAGUUCUCUGUCACAGACGCCGUUCCUUUUCCCAUUUCUCUGGUCUGGAACCACGACUCGGAAGAAACUGAAGGUGUUCACGAGGUGUUCAGUCGGAACCAUGCUGCUCCUUUCUCCAAAGUUCUCACCUUCUUGAGAAGGGGGCCUUUUGAGCUGGAAGCAUUCUAUUCGGACCCUCAAGGAGUUCCAUAUCCAGAAGCAAAAAUAGGCCGUUUUGUUGUUCAGAAUGUCUCUGCACAGAAAGAUGGAGAGAAGUCUAGGGUGAAAGUCAAGGUGCGUGUGAACACACAUGGCAUUUUCACCAUCUCCACGGCGUCCAUGGUGGAGAAGGUCCCAACGGAGGAGGAUGACGGGUCUUCGGUAGAGGCCGACAUGGAAUGUCCAAACCAGAAAGCAGCAGAAGGCUCGGAUGUGGAUAAAAAUAUCCAGCCAGACAACAGUGAAGCUGGAACACAGCCCCAGGUACAAACUGAUGGUCAACAAACCUCACAGUCUCCCCCUUCACCUGAACUUCCCUCAGAAGAAAACAAAAUCCCCGAUGCUGACAAAGCAAAUGAAAAGAAAGUUGAUCAGCCUCCAGAAGCCAAAAAACCUAAAAUCAAAGUGGUGAAUGUUGAGCUGCCUGUAGAAGCCAACUUGGUCUGGCAGUUAGGGAGAGACCUUCUUAACAUGUACAUUGAGACAGAGGGGAAGAUGAUAAUGCAGGACAAACUGGAGAAGGAGAGGAACGAUGCUAAAAACGCAGUGGAGGAGUGUGUAUAUGAGUUCAGAGACAAGCUGUGCGGACCUUAUGAGAGAUUCAUAUGCGAGCAGGAACAUGAGAAGUUCCUAAGGCUUCUCACAGAGACGGAAGACUGGCUGUAUGAGGAAGGAGAGGACCAAGCUAAGCAAGCGUACAUUGACAAGUUGGAAGAGUUGAUGAAAAUGGGCACUCCUGUUAAAGUCCGAUUUCAAGAAGCCGAGGAGCGCCCGAAAGUGCUGGAGGAGCUGGGGCAGCGGCUGCAGCACUAUGCCAAGAUUGCAGCGGACUUCAGAAGCAAGGAUGAGAAAUACAACCACAUUGAUGAAUCUGAAAUGAAGAAGGUUGAGAAGUCUGUUAAUGAGGUGAUGGAGUGGAUGAACAAUGUUAUGAACGCUCAGGCUAAAAGGAGUCUGGACCAGGACCCUGUUGUGCGCACUCAGGAAAUAAGGGCGAAGGUCAAGGAACUGAACAAUGUUUGUGAGCCUGUUGUAACGCAACCCAAACCAAAAAUUGAAUCCCCUAAACUGGAGAGAACUCCAAAUGGCCCAAAUCUUGACAAGAAAGAAGAUGUAGAAGGCAAAGAUAAUUUUGGUGCUGAAGCUCCGCAUCAGAACGGUGAAUGCCAUCCUAACGAAAAGGACUCUGUCAGCAUGGACCUAGACUAGGCGCUGCGCCAGCCUCCUCCCCACUUCAUGAAAUAUGUCUGUCUGCCAUAGUAUGUGAUUCUGUACAACAGACUGAGUCUAUUUAUAUUUUCUUUGUUUUAAGACUGUCUAGAAAUAUUGUGUAUUAUAUGGGGAAAAGGAAAAGCUGGAGUCUGUAGUCUUUGCCCCUAAGGGAGAAUGGCCUUGGUGACAGUCGUGUGGGGGUGUGACCCACGCGGAGCGCUGUGCAGCAUUGCCGCUGGGACCGCCGAGGAGUGGAGUGUUUGCCGAGGAGACGGACUCCACUUGCUUGUCCAGCGCUCCGUGAUGAGCAUCUGGGAGCGGUUCUCACCAAGGUUGGGUUCUUUUGCAUUUUGCUGUCCAUUUCCGCAUGUGUGUGGCCGUGGUGUUUAUAAAUGAGAUGAAGUCUGAUUGGCACAAGGGCUUUCCAGAACUAAGUCUGUCCCGUAGAGUGAUUUUGCUUUCAUUAUUACAAACCCAACGAGCACAGCGCAGCUAGUGAGCUGUAGCAGCAUGCGAAGCAAGGCUGUAACUCCCCACACAGUGCACUGUCCCGUGGAGUGUGACACGGGAGCUGUCCGAUCAUGUGAUCAUUGUGAACGCCUCAUGAGCUUUCAAUAAAGUUCACCCUGUGGUGUCAUUUCUAAA
This is a messenger RNA of Peromyscus californicus insignis, 3377 nucleotides long. RefSeq names its product heat shock protein family H (Hsp110) member 1 (gene Hsph1). Lineage: Eukaryota; Metazoa; Chordata; Mammalia; Rodentia; Cricetidae. The coding region runs from base 153 to 2729 and encodes 858 amino acids. Gene Ontology annotation, molecular function: ATP-dependent protein folding chaperone; ATP binding. Gene Ontology annotation, cellular component: nucleus; cytosol. The record is from RefSeq and is a predicted model, not a curated record. Gene Ontology annotation, biological process: protein folding. The transcript has 18 exons.